Molecule: messenger RNA, 387 nt
Organism: Gryllus bimaculatus (two-spotted cricket)
Lineage: Eukaryota; Metazoa; Arthropoda; Insecta; Orthoptera; Gryllidae
Source: the annotation of a GenBank genome assembly
AUGUCCCCUUCCACCGCCCAGUCCGACGCGCACCCAAUCUGCCACUGUCCCGCGGCGUCGCUUCCGUCGUCCCACUCCUACCCCACAUCGUGCCAUGAACGCCGCCGCGCCGACUGCGCGCCACGCGCCGCCGCCACCGCCCGCCGCCGCCACCGCACGCCACCGCCACCGCACCGCACCACCGCCCCCCCCGCCGCGCCCCACGCCGCCCGACCGCCACCCACCGCCCACCCGCCGCCGCCGCCGCCGCCGCCGCCGCCGCCUCCAUGCGGUCAGUGCGUCUCCAGACUCCGAACGGCGGCAAUGAACAUCGCUCAGGAAGUUCUGAUAUUUACGUGGAGUAGAGGAGAGAGUGGAUGUCCAAAUGAGGCGGAGUUGACUUUAUAG